Pygocentrus nattereri (red-bellied piranha) is the source of this 4234-nucleotide messenger RNA. RefSeq names its product potassium inwardly rectifying channel subfamily J member 14 (gene kcnj14). Gene Ontology annotation, molecular function: inward rectifier potassium channel activity. NCBI's taxonomy places the organism in Eukaryota, Metazoa, Chordata, Actinopteri, Characiformes, Serrasalmidae. The transcript is spliced from 6 exons. The record is from RefSeq and is a predicted model, not a curated record. Gene Ontology annotation, biological process: regulation of monoatomic ion transmembrane transport; potassium ion import across plasma membrane. Bases 2351 to 4027 code for a protein of 558 amino acids. Gene Ontology annotation, cellular component: plasma membrane.
GUGUGUGUGUGCCAGUGUGUGUGUCUGUGUGAGUAUGCCAGCAUAUGUGUAUGUGGAGCUCGUGGGAGUCUGUAACUGAAAUCAGGGUUUAUGUCUGCAGGCUCCAGUCACACAGAUUGCACUGUGCUGGAUACACGAGCAGCUGGAUUUACUGAAACGGCAGCGAGACAGACUGAGUGAAAAGAACCAAAACUAUUGCCCUUAGACCAAAGGGCAAAGACUGCAGACAAAAUCAGGAAAUAAAGUUGGAAGUGCAAAAAAGAAUCUGUAUCUUUUGAACUGCUGCUGGAUAUAGUUCACUAUGAGUGUUGCACCAGGAAUUUGAAGAUGAACCCCUAUGUCACCUCUCAGUUCAGGAAAGAUCUCUUUCCCCACUUUCAUUUGUUGCUUUUUUUGAGUUUUAUCUCUGAUUUCUAUUGGUUUUCCAAGUGGGCCUUUUGAGCAUUUUGUUUCCUCUUCUGCUGUGCCUUGAUGCUGUCUUUUUCAGGUAUUUGAAAUGUUUUCCCAAGAGCAGCAACACCUUCAAUUCAGUGAGAAUCAAACUAUGGAUACGCCAAGAAUAUGGAUUUUAAAGUAUCAUGUGAAUCAAGCUUUAUUCUUGACCUCUCUGACUCCUGCAUGUUUAUUUUAAAACCUUAUUUAAUCCUAUUCAACACAUCCAAAAAAUACAUACCAACCCGAGAGGCUCUUUUUGACAUCAGCAAAAGGCUUUUUGUGGACCUAUUGAUUCCUUCCUGCAUGUUCCAUUUUUUUCUCUGUUUGCCCUUUUUUAGUAUCUCUGGCCUCAUUUUCACAGGCAGAUGUUUUAAAAAGUGUAUGUUCUCACAGCCCACCUGAAUUUAGUGAUUGGAUAUUAACAAUCUAAAAUGUUGAUGAUUCCAAUGCCAUAAGACCUCAGAGACUUUAGACAGUGAUGUUUGAACUCUAUAAAAAUGGUCAUCAAUUACCAGGUCAUAUUUCCACUUUUAGUAAAACUAGUCAUUGUUAAUUUGAGUAUAUCUACUCUGUAAUAGAUAGGUUAGAUGUGAUUUCUCUGUUCUCUCAAACUUUUGUCUCUUGAUCAUCAGUUUUGUCUCUAGAAUAAGCAGACUUUCUGAUCUAAAUCUCUUGAUCGUUUCCCUCCCAGAGAGGCCUCUUUUUAUACUAACCUUUAAUGAGGACAUAUAUCCUGGAUUCUCUCAAUUGACCCUUUUCUUCUACCCAGAGCAGACAUUUUUGUCUCCAUUGGAAUUCAUCUGUGUUUGGAGCUACUCAAAAGAUGUGAUGCUGCUACACAAAAUGACACCGUGUUUUGGAGAACUGGGGUAAAGCUUUGGGGCUGGAAAUUCUGUUGAAAUUAAAUGAAAGUGGACAGCAUAUCAGAUCCAACAUGGACCUGGGACUGUGACAGAGCAUCUUGUGUUAUUUUUCCAUUUAUUUAUUUUUGUCUGCAUCAUGUUGAUUGGUAAUUGAAAUGUCUGUUGAGAUCUGUGUGGACUGCACCUGUUGAAUGAGAUUUAAGAGACUGCCAUUAUCCAGUGAAGACGUCUUGGAGGGAUAAACCGGUCUGUAUAGGCAUGAUGCUUAUUGUUGGCUGCUUUAGUAUGGCUGGUUUUUUAAUGCAUGCCUCAUACAUUUUUUCUCUUUAUCACACUUUCCUAUGCUUCCUGCAAGAGGAGUGAUUUCUGAGUGCUUUCUUUAGUUUGCUUUAUUUUUCCCUGUGCUAUUCAUGUUCUUUCAGAGAACUGUAUAUUUUAAUAUAACUGCCCACAACUUUCUGCAUGUCUGUCCUGUGCAAGCCAAGCCUGGUCUGUGUGUACCUUCAGAUUCUGUGAGUGUAUCUAUGCUUGUAUCCUCCAUACUUUCACACAUGUGCACACUGUAUAGAUCUCAGAUCUUUGUUUUCCACCAAAUGAAGAAGAUAUUGCCGCUGGAAUUCUCCUCUAUGGUACUGAUGUAUCCUGACCUCCAAGGAUUUGGAUUCUUUUGUCAUUUACAACUCUGGUAAAAGCUUCCUGUCCAAUUAAGUCUGUUUAGAGGACCGUCUUUGGAAACGGUUUGUCAAUGCUGCUCCUUUUGAUGAUUGUUCCAGUAUUUUGCCUACAGACACCACAAGUCUCUCAGGAUUUUAAUCUACUGCACACUAAACAGGAUUUUUGCAAGUGAUACUUUUCAAGAUUAAACCACUGGAAACCAGAGACUAUAUUAUGAUGUGGGGUAUGAACUCAGUAACAGCUUUGAACCCACACAUACUUUGACAUAUGUAUACCAUGCUUAAUUUGUGUUUUCAGCUCCAAACCUUCACAUUUUGGGCAUUUCCCCAUUCUGUCAUCUGCACAUAGACUCACAUAUUUGUCUGUAGUCUCCAGUCAUGGGAGCUGCACGGGUCAAGCGACGCUUCAGUGCCGUGGUAGACACACCCCUUGACGAGGAGGAGGUCAUGAAGCUCGCUCAGAGUGAUGAUGUCACAGGAGCAUGUGGAGUGGAUCUCCCCUCUCCAACCUGCAAUGGCAAACUGCUCAACCUGCUCCACAACAAUGAAGAGAAAAGUGGUGAGAGAGACGAGGAGGAUGAUGAUGAUGAUGAUGAUGAUGAUUAUGAUUGUGAUGAUGGUGGAUCGAUGGAAGGAAGGGGGAGAGGAGGAGGAGGAGGAGGGGGAGGAAGGCGUGGCCCGGCACUCAGGGGUGCGGGCAGGAGGGAAGGGGGGUGGCAGCGAGCCCAGAGAAGUUCAUCCCCCUCCCCUUCCCCCUCACCCCCCCUGGGCAUCCAAGGCCGCCGCCGCCGCCGGCCCCGUGGACGCUUUGUGGGCAAGGAUGGCCGCUGCAACGUCACCUUUGUCAACAUGAGCGACAGGGGCCAGCGAUACCUCACUGACCUCUUCACCACCUGUGUGGACAUCCGCUGGCGCUGGAUGCUGGUGGUCUUCACCCUCUCUUUCCUGCUCUCCUGGUUGCUUUUUGGAUUCGCCUUCUGGCUCAUAGCUGCUGCACAUGGGGAUCUAACUGUCACAUCAUCAUCUUCCUCAUCCUCCACAUACACUUCUUCUUCUACAUCUUCCUCUCCUUCUACAACUUCACUGAACCCCGAAGUGGAGCAUUCUAGGAAACCAGUGGAGCCUGAUGAACGUUGCUUUCAGCAGGUGAACAGUUUCAUGGCUGCCUUCCUCUUCUCUCUGGAGACGCAAACCUCUAUAGGCUAUGGUUUCCGUAGUGUGACUGAGGCCUGUCCCCUGGCGGUGCUGGCUGUCGUGUUGCAGUGCAUUGUGGGCUGCAUCAUCGACGCUUUCAUCGUUGGGGCGGUCAUGGCCAAGAUCGCUAAGCCCAAAAAGCGCAACGAGACAUUGGUGUUCUCUGAUGUGGCCGUGGUGGCAAUGAGGGACGGGAAGCUCUGCAUGAUGUGGCGUGUAGGAAACCUGCGUAAGAGCCACCUGGUGGAGGCCCAUGUCCGGGCACAGCUGCUGAAGCCAAGAGUGACCCCAGAGGGGGAGUUUCUACCUUUGGACAACGAGGACAUCAAUGUGGGUUUUGACACAGGCACUGAUCGAAUCCUUCUGGUGUCCCCGGUGACCAUUGUGCACGAGAUUGACGAGGAAAGCCCAUUUUUUGAGAUGGACAGGCGGACACUAGAGUCAGACACAGAGCUGGAGGUGGUGGUCAUUCUGGAAGGCAUGGUUGAAGCAACUGCCAUGACCACACAGUGCCGCUCUUCUUACUUGGCUUCUGAGAUCCUUUGGGGUCAUCGCUUCGAACCUAUGCUCUUUGAAAAGAAAAACUGCUACCAGGUGGACUACUCUUACUUCAAUAAGACAUAUGAGGUCCCUGACACGCCAUCCAGCAGCGCUAAAGAGCUGGCUGAGAAGAAAUACAUCCUGGGCUCCCGUUCCUCUUUCUGCUACGAGAAUGAAGUGGCAUUGCAGCUCUCCUCCUCUCCUCCCUCCUCCCCUAGCAAAAUCUCUCCAUCCCCCUCUCUCUCCCCUUCAGUCACUCUCCCCACGCCUCAGCCCCCGCCCCGUCGUGGCUCCCGCAAUGAGCACCCACACACACACUGAGCCCUCCCAACUGCUGGGGGCAAAGGGCAUUGGGCACAGGGGAGAAAUGGGGUCAGAGAGAGAGAAAGAGAGAGAGGGAGAGAGAGAGAGAGAGAAAUAUAGGUAGAGAAGAGGGUAAAGAGAAAGGACAGAGUUAGAGGUAAUGAGGUUCUGUGGGGACAGAGAGAAAGCUUCAGACAAAGGACAAGAACUUUGAAAGGCAGAAAA